CAUUCUUAAAAUAUUUUAAAUUUUGCCCUACAAAACUAUUUUAUAUUUCUGCUAAAAUAUAAAGUUUUCUCAUAUUCAAAUUUUAAACCCACUAUUUAUUUAAUCUGUGUCGGGGAAGUAUUACACAAAUGGCGCGUUUAAUUUUUGUUGACAAUAAUACAAAUCGCGGCAGUAAACGUUAUCGGGUUAAGAAAGUUGGUGGUUGGCGCAGUGUACGUUUAUAUUUAGAGCCGUCGUCACGUAAAUGGUGGGAGGAUCCGGAUGUUUUGGUUGCUUUCAAUUUGCCACGCAUAAGUGCUGCCUUGGAACGUCUCAUGGGCACAAAUGUUGUACGUUUAACUGACCGCAAUUAUAUGAAAGAACUUAGGGAGCGCAUCGAAGAUGAUUACAGGGCAAAUUUACAGAAGCGCAUUAAGGCAAGAGAGCUUAAAGAAGUCGAACGUGAACGCAUUUUAAUUAUAGAAGGUAAAACCAAUGUCAUACCGGCAGAACUGGCUGAUGAUCCCAUUUUUGUGGUGGAUAAGAAAGCUGAUUUGGAAAUUUUGAAAUCAAGAGCAAAGCUAAAAACCAAUCGUGAAAAAAAUUCAGAUCGUUUAAAAUUGCAAGGUGUUAAAUGGGAACGAGAACGUUUGCAACAUGAAGAGGAGGAAGCUCAACGUAUAAAUGUCCUACGGCAGAGAUACAAAGAGCAAAAGGCGCUAGAAGAACAAUACAAAGAUGAAGACGCCAACAAGGGUAUGGAUUUGUUAAGAAUUGACAACGAAGAAUGGCGACCUUGUGAACAGCAACUGAAAGAGUUUCUUGAACAGGAGAGGGCUAAGAUGAAAGAACAUUCGUUGCGUAUGCCCACACCAUUCGCUACUGAUCCCAAGGAUAUUAAUAACAUAUUAAAAGCCAGAAAAGCAUUCCGUGAAGUUGAAAGACGUAUACGUAAAGCCAUUGAAGAGAAACACGAAGAGAAUCUAAAACAAAAACAUCUUCCGCAUCAGUUGUCUGGUCAGCAACAACCAACGGGUUUUGGUAUUUUAGGACAAUCUCAAGAGCAAAUUAUACAACAGGCUCUUGAGGAAUUACCAGCAACCAAAGAUCCCUUCGAAACCGAGGAUGUUGAUACUGUUGUAGUACGUAAAAAUUUAACUUCUGACGAUGCAUCCGAUAUAUCAAGCGGCGAAUCAUUGGAGGAAGGCAGUUCCAUUAGUUUGGCUAAACAACGUUAUGCUCAUAUGUUGCAACAGGAAUUGGAAAAUGAUGUUUCCGAAGGUUUACUCAUCUCGAAAGAACAAUACGAUCAUUUGCGCUAUGAAGAUGAUAAAAUAAUGCAGCUGAGAAAUGCAAGAGACAUACGUGAACUAUAUCAACUUGCUGAGGAGAUAAUUAUUGGAGAGCGUGUUGAAAGUUAUGCCGAAGAGGAGGAAGCCCUCGCUGAAGAGGAGGAAGUAGAGAAUGAAGAACCGGAAAUUCCCGAACAAGAAUAAUAUACAAUCAAAAUUUCUUUACAAGUUUUUGUAAUCUCUUUAGUUCCAAAUAACUAUGUCUGUCUAUCACAUUUUAAAUAAAAAAAAAUUA
Messenger RNA from Lucilia sericata (common green bottle fly), 1566 nucleotides. Its product is annotated as peroxisomal membrane protein PEX14. The record is from RefSeq and is a predicted model, not a curated record. Bases 129 to 1475 code for a protein of 448 amino acids. The transcript is spliced from 9 exons. Lineage: Eukaryota; Metazoa; Arthropoda; Insecta; Diptera; Calliphoridae.